Trichosurus vulpecula (common brushtail) is the source of this 2458-nucleotide messenger RNA. RefSeq names its product zinc finger protein 501-like. Gene Ontology annotation, biological process: regulation of DNA-templated transcription. Lineage: Eukaryota; Metazoa; Chordata; Mammalia; Diprotodontia; Phalangeridae. The record is from RefSeq and is a predicted model, not a curated record. The coding region runs from base 123 to 1688 and encodes 521 amino acids. The transcript has 5 exons.
GCCUCCUCCGCCUCGGAGCUUUCGGCCAGCCCCCUGCCCCGGGAGUGAGGGGAAAGACGGCUACCGUCCCCUGCUCAGCCUGAAGAGGACCAAGACCUGGCCCAGGCAGGGAGCCCGAGGGAAUGGCCCCUGGACCCCGGAGACCCCCCUGGCAGGAGUCACUGACGUUCAGGGAUGUGGCUGUGGACUUCACCCAGGAGGAGUGGUACCUCUUGGACCAUUCUCAGAAAGAUCUGUACAAGAAAGUGAUGCUGGAAAACUCCCAGAACCUGCUCUCUCUGGGCAUUCCAGUUCUCAGAGAAGAUUUAAUAUCCCAUUUGGAGGAAAAUGAAGCAUCAUGGAUUCUGGAUCCAAAAAGCUCAAUGAACUCCUUUCCUGAUGCAGAGACCAGGUUUGACAUGAAGGAGAAAAAUUCAAAACUGAACAUCUCUGUGGAAGAAUCUCAUCACCAGAGAUUCCUGAGUGAUUUCAGUUUGAGAGAAAUUUGUGAGUCUGACAACAAGGUAGAGAAAAAUCAAAAUGCUAACUGUGUAUAUGAUAAAAAUGCGAAGAGUUUCAGACAACAUUUAGUUCCAAUUCAGUGUAAGAAAAUGACUUCAGAGAAUGACUAUUUUCAGUAUUGUGAAGGCUUAACGCAAAAGGUUGGGCUUAUUCAGUCUUAUGUGAAGCCCCCUCAAGUGCAAACAUAUCAAGAUUUUCAACGGGAAAUGACCUUUAACCUCAUCAGACAUCGGAAAAGUUAUACUAGAGAAAUGCUUUAUAUAUGCAAUGAAGGUGAGAAGGCCUUUAGCCAGAACUCAAAAAAGUUCACUGACCAUCAUAAAAUUCACACUACAGCAAAACCUUAUAAAUGUAAUCAAUGUGGAAAGGCAUUUACACAGAAUUCCAAACUGACUCAACAUCAGAGAAUCCACACUGGAGAGAAACCUUAUAAAUGUAAUAAAUGUGGAAAGGCUUUCCGAGAAAACUGCAGUCUUGCUAUACAUCAGAGAAUCCACACUGGAGAGAAACCUUAUACAUGUAAUCAAUGUGGAAAAACUUUCACGCAGUAUGCCAGUCUUUUUAAACAUCAGAGAAUCCACACCGGUGAGAAACCUUAUAAAUGUAAUCAGUGUGGAAAAGCUUUUCGAGAAAACUCCAAUCUUAUUGUACAUCAGAGAAUACACACUGGAGAGAAAAUUUAUGAAUGCAGCCAGUGUGGAAAGACUUUCACCAAAAAGUCCACCCUUGCUAACCAUCAGAGGAUCCACACUGGAGAGAAACCUUAUAAAUGUAAUCAAUGUGGAAAGGCUUUAGCAGAUAAACCCCAUCUUGCUAACCAUUUGAGAAUUCACACUGGAGAGAAACCUUACAAAUGUAAUCAGUGUGGAAAGGCUUUCCGACACAACUCCAGUCUUGCUGUACAUCAAAGAAUCCACACUGGAGAGAAACCAUAUGAAUGUAAUCAAUGUGGAAAGGCUUUCACUCAGAAGGCCCAUCUUUUGACACAUCAAAGAAUCCACACUGGAGAGAAACCUUAUGAAUGUAAUCAAUGUGUAAAGACGUUCAGAACAAGAUCCAGUAUUAAUGAACAUCAGAGAAUCCACACUGGAGAAAAGCCUUAUAAAUGUACUCAAUGUGGAAAGACUUUUAGACAGAGCUCUAGUCUUUAUCUUCAUCAGAGAAUCCACACGGGAGAGAAAAUCUAAGAUUGUAAUCAAUGUGGAAUGGCCUACCUAGAUAGGGUCUGAUUUGCUAACCGUCUGAUAAUCCACACUAGAGAAAAACCUUAAGAAUGUAAUCAAAGCGGAAAGGUUUUCUGACAACUCCAGUCUUAUUGUAUAUCAGAGAAGUCACACUGGAGAAAAAGAUUUUCAGAUCGAGGGCCUCUCUUGCUCAGCAUCAGAAAAUCCACACUGGAGAGGAAUCUUAAGAAUAUAAUCAAUAUGUAGAAGCCUUCAAGUAACAGUCAUCCCUUACUUCCCAUCAGAGAACUCCUUUUAGAUAGAAAUUUUAUCACUGUAAUGAAUAAGGAAAGGCUUUUGGAGGGAGUAUAGACCUUACUGAACAUCAGAAAAUUCAUUCUGGAGAGAUGCCCUAUAUGGACUCAAUGGGGGAAGGCCUUCAAUCAGAGAUCAUCUCUUCCUUUACAUCAGAGAAUUCAUAGUGGAGAAGAGCCUUACGAAUUUCCUCAAUGGAGACAUGAUUUUCUCUGGAAGAGGUAGAUGACUUGACAUCAGAAUAUUCAUAUGGGAACGCUUAUAAAAGCAAUAGCUUUUCUCCAUGUCAGGGUCUUUAUGUGGGGCUCAUAUUUGAUUAUAUAUUGGAAAAAUCAUGGGGGAGAUAAAACUUAUGGGUCCAAGUAGUGAGGGAAGGCCUCUUGCUGCAGUUUAGACUUUGCUAUAUAUUCCGUAUUUCAUACUGUAAAAAAGUCCUAUAAAUAUAAUGAAUUUUUCUCUGAAAUCUGCGUGUUUGUCAU